Molecule: messenger RNA, 3119 nt
Organism: Macadamia integrifolia
Lineage: Eukaryota; Viridiplantae; Streptophyta; Magnoliopsida; Proteales; Proteaceae
Product: serine/threonine-protein kinase MPS1-like
Exons: 6
Coding region: 217-2781 (854 amino acids)
Biological process (GO): mitotic spindle assembly checkpoint signaling; meiotic spindle assembly checkpoint signaling; peptidyl-serine phosphorylation
Cellular component (GO): kinetochore; nucleus; spindle
Molecular function (GO): protein serine/threonine kinase activity; protein serine/threonine/tyrosine kinase activity; ATP binding
Source: RefSeq, a predicted model, not a curated record
CGCCAACAUGCUAUUCAAACUUCAAACCUCUGCGUCUCCACUCUCCACACCUCCAUUGAAUCCAUUUCUUCACCAACCAAAUCAGCUCCAACCCUCCUUAUGGAUCAAAGCCCCACACUUCGCAUUCUGAAUCUCUGAUUCUUUUCCGUCUCUGUGUGUUUCUUUCACUUUCCUCUCUUUCCUUUUUCGGUUCCGAGAUGCCGUUGAGAUCCGGUCAUGGACCGGGAGGCUGACCUUCCAGCCGCACCUGCAACGUCCCAGAAUCUCUCUCGUCAAUCUCGCCUCUCUCGCCCCUUCUCUUCAUCCUCAUCAUCUAACUCUUCUUCUUCUUCAAACCCAGAUUUCGUUCGGCAUGUGCAAGCAGCCCUCAAGCGUCACAGGCCUCUCAAUACAAUGCAGUCUGAAAGUCUUCGACCAAGGCGUGUACUGGUCCCCCAGAGAGAACCAUCGAAGGGCACUGAGAAGUCUCAAGAUGCAGUGUCGUCGAGACAGCCUAAUGCGGCAUGUGAAUUGACUGAUCAGAGGGAGAGUGUUGUUGCAGUUGCUGGAGAUAUUCCUGAUGAUUCGUCAGUUACUCCUCUUGUUUUGGGGACAAUUACGAAAACCCAUAACCAGCCUUUCUGCUUGAAGGGAGAGAAAACUAAACCUGAUAUUGAUCUUAAUUGCCAGAAUGAUGAUGCGGUUUCUUCGUCGCGUGUAGUAUCUCAACACCUUCCAGCGGUUGAUAGUCUGAAGAAAGUUCAAUUUUCUUUGGGCAGCGAUGUCAAUUCCCAGAGGGCCGAUGAACGAAUGGCCACUAUAGGGGACUUGUCAUCUCAUUUGAGUUCUCUUGCAUUGACAGAAAUGGAGUGCGAUGGAAGCAAUCGGGUGGAGACAUCUUCUGUUAAUGGUCAUGACCUGAAGCCACGAGAUAUUCAGCAACCAGAAAUAGUGGAUAUCAGUUUGAGGUCAGAUGGUGGAGUCUCUUCAUUGCUGAUAAAAAGAAGUGCUUUGUAUCAGGAUCAACAACAUCAAUUAAUGGCAUUUCUUGGAAAGGACAUUAGCCACCCCAUGACUCAAUCUUCGGUUGUCGGUUCAACAUGUGCGACCACAACAUCAGUCCAUUCAUCAUCUGCACCUAUGCUGAAUUCAGCCACCUACAGCUCUUAUCGUCGAGAUAGUGAUUCUCACAUGGACAUAGAACCGUUGGAAGAGUUCAAGACUAAGCCACAACCUAUAGCUCAAGGAAUUGCUGUGCAGCCAUGUUCUACACUUCAGUGUAACAGUGGGAUGGUAGCAGAACAGACAGCUAUUAGCCAAGCAUCUCUCUCUGCUUUUCAUACUUCCCUGGUAGUUAAUGAUCAAAGGCUGUUAAAGGGCCAGCAAGACUGUAAUGUGAAGGAAGAUGAGCAGCCACAUGAUGCACAUGUUGACCAUGGAAAAGGUUCUCAGUUUGAUGAUAAACUAAUCAAAGGGAAGGAGUUCCAAGGUGAUGGUCGUGACGUAAUUUCUCAGAAUCCAUCAACAAGAAACUCAUCUUCAAAUGUGAAAUUGGAGCCUUCCAAAUCAGAAAAACCAGAAAAGGCUGUAAGUGGAAAAGGGACAUCAGUUCGUAAAAAGAAUUACGAUGCUGAUUUGUUCUUUAAAGUUAAUGGAAAACUCUACCAAAAGCUUGGCAAGAUAGGAAGUGGCGGAAGCAGUGAGGUCUACAAAGUCAUUUCAGCUGACUGUACAAUCUAUGCCCUUAAGCGGAUCAAGCUUAAAGGUCGUGAUUAUUCUACUGCAUAUGGGUUUUGCCAGGAGAUUGAGUACCUAAAUAAGUUGAAGGGAAAAAAUAACAUCAUUCAACUUAUAGACUAUGAGGUGACUGACAAAACUCUGCUCAAGGAUGUCAUGAUUGGUUCGAUGAAUACAAAAGAUGGCAGAAUCAAGGAUGAUGGAUACAUUUACAUGGUACUUGAAUAUGGAGAGAUUGAUUUGGCUCAUAUGCUGUCACAGAAGUGGAAAGAAAUGGAUAGUUCCAAUUGGUCUAUGGAUGAGAACUGGCUUCGUUUCUAUUGGCAGCAAAUACUUCAAGCAGUAAACACGAUACAUGAAGAACGCAUUGUGCACUCGGACUUGAAGCCAGCUAACUUCCUUCUUGUCAAAGGUUCACUAAAAUUGAUUGAUUUUGGAAUUGCUAAAGCCAUCAUGAGUGAUACAACCAACAUUCAACGUGAUUCACAGGUGGGUACAUUGAGCUACAUGUCUCCAGAAGCAUUCAUGUGUAAUGAGAAUGAUGCAAACGGAAACACAAUCAAGUGUGGUCGACCAUCAGAUAUCUGGUCCCUCGGCUGCAUCCUUUAUCAAAUGGUAUAUGGGAAGACUCCAUUUGCAGAAUACAAAACAUUCUGGGCCAAGUUCAAGGUCAUAACUGAUCGAACCCAUGAGAUUACCUAUGGACCAAUUUCAAAUCCUUGGUUGCUUGACCUUAUGAAGAAGUGUCUUGCAUGGGAUCGCAAUGAAAGGUGGCGGAUACCUCAACUACUUCAACACCCUUUCCUUGUUCCUCCUGUAUCGUCUCAGUUAUCAUUGCCACAGUACCAAAGCUGUAAGUUGCUUCAGCUAAUGGCUGAAGCCUAUGGGAAUGAUUAUGACAUGUCUAGGCUAUUUUCUCAUCUCCAACAAAUCCUAACUGACCCAGUUCCUCAGUUGUCAUCUCAGUUGUCCACACCACGAGACCAACACUGUGAGUUACUCUCACAAGUGUCAAGACUUUGCCAUCAAAUCCAGGAACACAUAGCAAACCUUGGGAAAGAGUAAGAUUAAAGCAUGUAGUCAUGACCUGCUGAAGUGUAAUUUUUUGUGAGGGAGAUGAGGUAAAUGUUUUACAAUGAGGCGUUCUUUAUUGUGUAAUCUCUUGUAAUCAUUGGUGCUGUUUCAUGUUAGCAUGCAAAGAAUGUAUCUUAUAAUUCCCUGUGGUACAUUAUCCGUCUUAGGUUUUACAUUUCUGUUUGCUUGCAUGUUGGUUCUUGUGGAACGCUCCUGCUCUCAUUUACCUGUUGACACCAGAAAGCAUGAGUUGUGCUGAACUGCUGAUUAUGCUCUAGUAUUGCUUCUUUCAGGGCUAAUAUUCAGCUUGUGAGUAAUUUCUUCUGUAA